Molecule: messenger RNA, 4950 nt
Organism: Williopsis jadinii
Lineage: Eukaryota; Fungi; Ascomycota; Saccharomycetes; Phaffomycetales; Wickerhamomycetaceae
Gene: ESP1
Product: separase
Exons: 1
Coding region: 56-4885 (1609 amino acids)
Biological process (GO): meiotic chromosome separation; proteolysis
Cellular component (GO): nucleus; centrosome; cytoplasm
Molecular function (GO): cysteine-type endopeptidase activity
Source: RefSeq, a predicted model, not a curated record
ACCACAGAAAGCUCAUUUGCUGUGUACAACUAGGGAUUUCAGUUCUCAGAACAGCAUGGAGAAAGAAGCCGCAUGGACGUGGAUAGUCAGUUGCUAUUCACAGCUCAAAGCUCAAGGACCGCCGCUAAGACACGUUAACGUCAACUAUUCGCCCACGGGUACUAAAUACCAGUCACCGACCAAGAAGAAUUCAUCUGUGGAUAUACCACAGAGUCUGGACGGUAUUUAUAAGCUCUGCUUGAACGCUAUUGAUCUGGUGCUCAAUCGAGUCAAUGCCUUGAACAGCGUUGAUUCUGCGUACGUCAAGCUAGCGUCAGAAUGCUUCACAAAGUUGUACGAGUUGGAUCUUGCUAAUAACAUGUCUGAUGUUACAAAGAGACACAACUCGUUUAUUGUGAAAUUAAUAGAGCUUGAGAACAGGUGCAAGUCGACUGACUAUGCCACAACAGUGUGUGAAAUAAGGAGCUGUAUGUUCCAUUCAAAGGAUGAGGCUUUUGAUGUUCUCUCUGAUUGCAUAUCGCUGCCCACCUGGUCUGACAACGAUAAAGUGUUGAAACUACUUAUGAUCCAGGUCAUAUACAAGUUAUUCCAAAGUGAGAACUAUACCUAUGCAUCAGAUAUCUUGACCUUCUUUCUAAAUGAAAGGAUAACACCCACUAUGGAUGGAUUUCAGCUAAGAUCAGUCAUCAAAUUGGUGCUAUCACUUGGACGUGUGGCACCUUCCGUGCAGUUUAAGACGUGUAUGCAUUUGAAAUUCUUGAAUUAUGUUGAAAGGUUCAACUUAAAGUUUUCUGAUUUCAUAUUAAAUGGCACGUUUGAAACCUUUGUUGAAAAUUUGGAAUCAACGUUGCUUUCGAUGGAAAUUUUGGAUAAAGUUCCGUUAUAUUAUCACCAGUUUGCCUGUGGAAACUAUUCAGAUAACUUCCAAUCUGUCAAUGCUCGUAUAGUUUCCCUAUGUUCCGAUCUUGGACUAGAUUGGGAAUUGGUGGUUGCCGAUUCGGUAAGGUCAAAUAUCGUCAUCAAGCUUUUGAACAAUGCAAAUCUAAACUCUGCGCUGGUCGCAACUGAGUUGGACGCUAUCAAAAGACCAACGUCCCAACUCAUGGAUUCAUUGGGACAGUACAUCUUAAAGUUGAAGUUUAAGAAAGGUGAUGACGUUUCUACAUUGUUGACUUUUUACGCCAACCACUCACAUUCGUUAACAAAGGAAACAAACAAAGUGUUUGAUAAGACAUUGAUCAAUGCCAAGUUGAUAGAUGCGCCUGAUCAAUUUUGGGAACAAUAUUUGAUGAAACUUUUCAAGUUAUACUCUCACUGCGGUGAUACCAAGAGACUAAGAAACUUGUCAAAUCUAUCGUUCAAUCUCAAAUACUUUGAACAGUCUUUGCUUGUUGAGAGGGAUCUGUUUCUCCGAAAUCAAAAUACCUCAGACCUUGACAUCAAGUUCAAAAAGGCACUUCAAAUCCUCAAGGGUAACAUCACCAUGAUAUCCAAGUUAUCGUCCAUAAUUUUCAACAGUGCCUUCUUGUCUCAACUAAAUCAAGGAUUGCUUGAAAAGUUUGACACUUUUGAGCGAAAAUUUGGUGGUUAUUUACUCUUUCAAAACUUGAAUGCCUUCCGAAUUACUGACCUUGCCGAAGGUGAUAAAGCAAUGGUAUUCUGCUUGGCAACAAAGUACUGCACAGAUGUCGAUUUUGUAAACCUAUUCCAAAAUCUUGCUAUAGGAGAUCAGAUAUUACAAAUGUUGUGCGGUAUUUUCUGCAAAGAAUUGCCAAUAUUGAAGGUCCAAAGGAUUUCCACUAUAACAACGACAAAUUAUGACCAUUUAAUCAAGUGUUUCUAUUAUCUUUCGGUUGAAAUCAGGGCUAAAUCGACGUUGAAUCUCCCCAAAAUCCUGAACAUUUAUCUCAACAGCUGGGUUCCUAGAAACAGGUCUCGAGUAACAUCAUUUGAAACAACAUUUUUAGAGCAAUUUGUCGGAUAUCUGAAGUUUUUUGGAUAUCACAAAGCUCUAAAGAGAUUAUUCUCGAGUAUCGAAGUGUAUCUAAAGGAUGCAAAUGAGACUUUUAAAGUAUGGUUUCUGUCUGAAAGCCUCGAGAAUAUGUUAACUUUGAGAGAAGUUCUCAAGCUUUUGCCUGGUAACUUUGAUGGAUAUGUAGAGGAUCACGGGGAUCAAUUCCAAUAUAUCGUGAGUGUCUUACCAUUCAAGUUGCUAAAGUUGAAAUAUUUCAUGGUGAACUUUGAUCAGGAAGGGCUCACCGAUACUGCUUAUGAAAUUUACCAGAUCAUCGACUCAUAUCCUGGAAUUUUCAGUAUAGAAAACAAGUGUGCAUUUCCUAGGGAUAAAUUCAUUACGGUACUGAAACUCCUGGUUAAGGUUAUGCUUUCAAGAUCAAAGUUCCUGUGGGUGAAAGGCUGUCACAUGGAAUCAAUCACAUCAGCUGUUGCUUCUAUCCAACUUGCAAAAUCGGUAUUAAAAACAGAUCAAGGUAAUUUGCAGAUUAUACGUUCCAUGAUGUCUGCAUUUCGUAAUGUGAUCAAUACCUUAAUUCACUUGGGUUUAUCCAAGGAUGCAGACUACUACGUUGGAGAAUUUAAGAAGGUCAAUGACUCAGUCUCCAAAUACAAGAUGGUUUUUGUCCAGAAUUGUUACUUUAUGGCACACUACUACCACGUUUCAGGAAAGGUACAAGAAUGUCUAGACAUCAAGACACAGGCGGACCAGUUAUUUGAUAGCCUCCGUUUGAUCAACACUAAUGAUGAUGAUGAAAAAUAUGUUGAUAACUACAAACUGAUAUACUACAGACUCCUUUCUGAUAUCUACCAUGAUGAUGUUGGUUCUCAAGUGGAGGCUAGAAGGAAUUUAAAGGCCUUCUUACUGUUUAUGGAGAAAGAAGGAAAGGUUUUAGCCAAUGUUUGGAGAUUAAAUUAUGAGUACCAUUUCAAUUCAGAAGUUGUGGAUCUAACUCUCAACACCUCAAAAAAUCCUUACUUACAUGCUAUGAAUUACAUGCUGAACUCCAGAAGGCUUUUUAUCAAUGCCCAGAAUUCGUUGAACAUGGACCCACUUUAUUCCACAAUGGAAGACUCUGCCAUGGCAAUACCCUCAAUUGUUAAGAAGUUUGAUGUGGCUCCUGUUCCUCAGUUACCACAGAAGGCUAAAUCAAACAGCGUGAAGAAUGUUAAAAAGGCGAUUACCGGUAUGAGACAAUCAAAAGGAAUGAUUGUUCAGUUGAUUUCUGUACUAAGAUAUUUGGCAAACUAUCAAAGAAAUGAGAUCCACAGGGUUCUUUCACUUGACUUGUUAACACUAUCAAGUAUAUCGAAUAGUUAUAACAGCAAUGACAGUUUUGAGGAAUGUAUUCUCCUUAAUAACCAUGUGAAGACCCAGCCCUUUCUUAGCGAGAAGGCAAUGAUCAAUAUUACAAGCAAUACUGGCAAGAAGAUACCUGAGUUCGAUGCUGAUCUACCAAGCUCUAUGGCUGUUGAAUUUGAGAAACCUGACAUAUCAUUGAUCAGAGACCAAAACUGGCAGAUUCUAAGCAUAGAUGUGAGUUCUAUCAAUGACGAACUCAUUAUCACAAGACUAGAUGAGGCUCCGAAGAUGUUGAAGCUUCCCUUGACUAGACUCUUUGUAAGAACUGGUGAAGACCCUAAUUUCAAAUUAAAUGACUGUUUGAAUGAAUUGAAACAGAUCAUCAAAGAGAGUGAUAAAACCAUGUCCCAAGAGGUUGUCUCCUCUAUUGACACUGCAGAACAACGCAAGGAGUGGCAUACGACAAGAGCUGAACUUGACAAUAGACUCUCUGCUCUGCUCAAGAAAAUAGAACACUAUUGGAUCAGUGGCUUCAAAGGAAUAUUCAGUCCUAUAAAGAUUAAUCAAGAAGCCCUCCAAGUGUUCAAGAGAAAGUUUUUGAGUAUUAUCCGUAUGAAUAUACCAACUAGAUCACACAGGAAUCAUGGACCAAAACCUGUUGAAAUUGACGAUUUCGUCAUUGAAUUAUUCUUAAGACUUGGUGAUCCAAGCGCACUGGUUACUACGGAACCACUAGAGGACUUGAUUUACUUUGUCUUGGACAUUUUAUUAUUUCAUGGAGAAGAAAACGCUUAUGACGAAGUCGAUAUCGACAACAUAUAUGUCCAGACUGAGACGUUAAUGACAGAAUACCUCGCUCUCCAUCCAAACCCUGAAUCGUAUUCUCAUACGAUAUUGAUCUUGGGGAAGGAACUUCACAGUAUACCAUGGGAGAGUAUUCCUUGCUUGAGAGGUCAGUCAAUAUCCAGAAUACCAUCAGUUAGUCUGUGCAUCUCAAUGCUACAGAAAUCGCCUUUAUCUAUAUCCAAGACAAAUGGUGCUUUCAUUAUCAACCCAGCAGGUGAUCUUAGUAAGACUGAGGAGAGGUUUUCUGAUUGUUUGAAACAUUUCCGAGAGCAGCACUCCUGGGAAGGUAUAUGUGGCAUGAAGCCAACAGAAGAUCAAUUCAGCCAAUAUCUCCAAUGUUCGAUUUUCCUUUAUGUGGGCCAUGGGUCUGGUACGAGUUACAUUAGGGAAACGACAAUCAAGAAACUUCCAAGAGUUGCCCCCUCGUUACUACUAGGGUGUUCAUCGGUUGCCUUAAUUGACAAUAAUCUUCUAGAACCGAGUGGUACCGUUCUUUCAUAUCUUGUCGCAGGUUGCCCAAUGAUCGUUGGUAAUUUAUGGGAUGUAACGGAUAAGGAUAUUGAUAAAUUUACACUUGGUUUGUUCAAAAGAUGGGGUUUAAAAGAUGGUGAAGUUGGAAACACCAUAUGUGAUGCUGUCAGAUUGUCUCGUGAUGAAUGCAAGUUGCAGUACUUGAACGGUGCUGCGCCUGUUGUUUACGGUUUACCCAUGAGAUUACAAUGAACGAUGAUGUUUUAAUAAUAUAACGAAUGAAUGAAGUAUACGUAACUCUGUUUACAGUGUAAUAU